Diospyros lotus (date-plum) is the source of this 1535-nucleotide messenger RNA. Its product is annotated as 1-aminocyclopropane-1-carboxylate oxidase homolog 1-like. The record is from RefSeq and is a predicted model, not a curated record. Lineage: Eukaryota; Viridiplantae; Streptophyta; Magnoliopsida; Ericales; Ebenaceae. Bases 121 to 1242 code for a protein of 373 amino acids. The transcript is spliced from 2 exons.
UAUAAAGGGCUUGUUGCCUCCCAUGCACAGCUUCAUUACACCACCAUAUAGAUACACAAAUCUCUAUAUCUCUACAAAGUUUAUCCUAUAUAUAUAUAAUACACCGUCGUUGCCGCCAUAAUGGUUGUUUCGGUCGCCGGAGAAUCUGUCGAUGGCUGCUACGAUUGGGCCAAAGAAGUGAAGGAGUUUGAGGACACCAAAGCUGGUGUCAAGGGACUAGUGGACUCCGGCGUGGAGAAGGUACCCGAGUUCUUCAUCCACAAGCCGGAUAGCGUGCAGCCGCAGCCCAAUGGCGGGGAAGUCAGCGGAGCCCCCCUCGAUCUCCCCAUCAUAGACUUGCAGGGAGUGGAGAGCGGCGGCGCCCGGCGGAGGGAGGUGGUGGAGGAGAUGCGGAAGGCGGCUUCAACCUGGGGGUUCUUCCGGAUGGUGAACCAUGGCAUCCCCGUUGCCACCUUGGACGCCAUGCUGGAAGCUACGAGAAGGUUCCACGAGCAGCCCACCGAGGCCAAGAGGGAGUUAUAUUCCUCCGAUGGCCGCAGAAGCGUCCGAUUCACCAGCAACGUUCCCACAACGGAAUUCGACCCCGCUUGCUGGAGGGAUCUUUUAACGUGUGUUUUCCGGGACGAUGCUAUUGACCCUGAAGCUCUCCCUCCGGUUUGCAGAAACGAGCUCCAAGAGUACGUGAAGUACCUGAUCAAGCUGAGAGAGACGAUGGCGGAGCUACUUUCAGAGGCAUUAGGGCUGAGCAGCGACUACCUUUCUCGGAUUGAAUGCAUGAAAAGCGAAGCCCUGGCAUUGCUUUACUACCCAGCUUGCCCGCAGCCGGAUCUCACCGUCGGCAACUCGAGGCAUUCCGACACCACUUUUCUCACAGUACUGUUGCAAGACACCGUCGGCGGCCUCCAAAUUCUUCACGAUAACCAGUGGGUCGACGUGCCGCCCGUUCAUGGAUCUCUCAUAGCCAACAUAGGCGAUCUCAUGCAGAUCAUUUCCAACGACAAGUUCAAGAGCGUGGAGCACAAGGUGAGGGCCCAACACAUCGGACCCAGAGUCUCAGUGGCGUGCUUCUUCACGGCCAGCACCGGCGCCGCCCCCAAGCCAUUCGGACCCAUCAAGGAGCUUCUCUCCAACGACAGCCCGCCGGUUUACAGAGAAUUCCACGUCGCUGAAUACAUCUCCUUCUACAAGACCACGUACGGCCGCGUGGCCUCUGCGCUUCCUCACUUCAAGCUAUCAAAUUAACAUGAAGAACUACUCAUCAAUUUUCAAGUUCCUAAUUUUGUGCUUUAGCCACCGCUUAAAAUGUAAACAGGCCACCAUUAACGACAGCCAGCGUAUGACAGCUGGAAGAAUGAGUCCUAGGAAUGAAUGGAUGGACCAUCGAAGGUACCAUGCAUGGCCUUGCUGCUGUCGUGUCUUUGUCCAGAUUUAGAAGCUUUCGUGCAGGCUGCCGGCUUGCUACGUGUCAUUGUUGAGUCCAUGCCAUUAUCUUCUAUAAUGUAAAAUAAAAAAUAUAUAUUAUAUACAUUACAUCU